AUGUGUUUGCUCAUUUUGCUGUAUGCAUACUUGGUAAAUUCAGCAAAAUUAUUAAAAGUGAAUAAUAGUCUUAAAAAUGGUGUAAAUGUACUAGUUACAAAUAAAGAAUUUCACAAGAAAAGGCUAUAUGAAGGUAGGUUAUGCUUGCUGAAGAAUAGAAUCAAUCUAUUUUUUUGGAAAAAGAAAUAUCAUGAAAGAUCUAUAGAAGAAAAACUAAAUCCUAUACCAGUAUACAUUUUAACAAAUUAUAGUAACUCUCCAUAUAUAUUUCAUGAAAAUGAUAAACAAGUAUGUUAUAUGUUUUUAUGUCCAUAUGAUGCUGAAAAUAUGUUAAAAGAAAUAAUAAAAAGUAACAGUAUAAAAAAUGUAAAUAAUAUUAAAAUACACAGCAUAAAUAUGCAAAAAGCAUAUGAAUUAAUAAAAGAAUUUUUAAAUUUAAAAAAUUUGGAAAAGAAAAAUGUUGAUUCUAAAAAAAAUUAUGUAUAUUGGAAGUUAAUGCCAUCGAAGAGACAAGUACAAAAUGCACUAAUCUAUUUAUCUUUUAAAAAGAAAAGUGAAUUAGUGUUUCCAAUUUUUUAUGUAGACGGGUUUUAUAUUCAUCGGCAUGCAAAUGCCAUCGUUCCUUUGUUCUUUGACGUAGAGGAUUUGAAGAAUGCAGUUGAAAAAGUUUCCAUGAAGAACUACAAAAUUAAGGUCAUCAAUUUUGUCGAUCUCAUACUUUCGGACAAUCACAAGUCUUUCGGUUUCAUACCUAGUUCUAAGAGUUUGGAAUAUUUAGACAAAUUAAACAAAAUAGGUAUAAGAAAAUCAUAUUUUUAA
Plasmodium malariae is the source of this 819-nucleotide messenger RNA. It is a transcript of the gene TIC22, whose product is annotated as apicoplast TIC22 protein, putative. The coding region runs from base 1 to 819 and encodes 272 amino acids. The transcript has 2 exons. The record is from RefSeq and is a predicted model, not a curated record. Lineage: Eukaryota; Apicomplexa; Aconoidasida; Haemosporida; Plasmodiidae. Gene Ontology annotation, biological process: protein transport.